This is a messenger RNA of Humulus lupulus (European hop), 792 nucleotides long. RefSeq names its product cysteine-rich receptor-like protein kinase 29. The transcript has a single exon. Lineage: Eukaryota; Viridiplantae; Streptophyta; Magnoliopsida; Rosales; Cannabaceae. The coding region runs from base 1 to 792 and encodes 263 amino acids. The record is from RefSeq and is a predicted model, not a curated record.
AUGGCGUCGACGAAAUCUCUAUUUUUCUCUCCUCUUAGCUCAGUCUUGAUCUUUCUCGUUGCCCAACAAGUCACAGCCCAAUACCACUUUUGCUUUAACGAAACAGGUAACUACACCAUUAACAGCACCUACCACGAUAACCUAAACCACCUCCUCUCAACACUCCCCAGCUCCCAAAACGGCAACGGUUACGGCUUUUACGAUCUCUCUUACGGCAAAUCAUCCGAUCAAGUUCACGGAAUCGGACAGUGCCGCGGAGACACCAUGCCCGACGUCUGCCAGAGCUGUCUUCGUGAGUCUGCUCGUCUUCUCCGAGACCGCUGCCCCUAUCAGAAGAAGGCAGCCGCUUGGUACGAAAACUGUAUGUUGCACUACUCUAACAGCUCCUUGCUUGGCGUCAUGGACACUUAUCCCCAACUUUAUUUGUUUGUCGGCCCAAACGUGUCCUCCAAUAUUAAGAAGAAAUAUCUAAAAGCACUUAGAAACUUAUUAGAUAACCUAAAAAAUCGAGUUGCGGCUGGUGGUUCUCUUAAAAAAUUUGCUGUAGAAAAUGUAACUGCUCCACAGUUUAAAACCAUUUAUGGGCUUGCCCAGUGCACACCUGACAUGGAUCAAAUAAGCUGCACCAACUGUUUGGAACAUGCAUUUGAGGUUUAUCAGAAUUGUUGUGUUGGGAAAAUAGGGGCAUCAGUCUUCGGCACCAAUUGUAGAUUUAGGUAUGAGGAUAAGCUCUUCUAUAAUUCUAUGGCCGCUGACGUUUCGCCAUGUGUUAAAGAAAAGCAAGAGAGUUAA